Molecule: messenger RNA, 2832 nt
Organism: Eleginops maclovinus (Patagonian blennie)
Lineage: Eukaryota; Metazoa; Chordata; Actinopteri; Perciformes; Eleginopidae
Gene: gfra3
Product: GDNF family receptor alpha 3
Exons: 8
Coding region: 399-1757 (452 amino acids)
Biological process (GO): nervous system development
Cellular component (GO): signaling receptor complex; external side of plasma membrane
Molecular function (GO): signaling receptor activity
Source: RefSeq, a predicted model, not a curated record
CCCCCUCAGCAGCGGAGCCGCGUCGUGAUGAGUGUCCGCGGGCAGAACAGCAGCCCGGUGCCGCGUCACAUCCCCUCCAUCCACUAACCGAGUCCUGCACGCGGCGCAGCGCGCUGUGAUCCGGUGCUUUGGCACACACAGCGAGCCUCUCUCUGGAGCUUUCUUUGCUCUGACACAUCCCUCCGAGGCUUCUCCCUCCGUCUUACCGGGGAUUUGAAACUUGAGCGACUUUCCGCCGCAGGCAGAGAACAAGAGGCGGACGCACGGAGAGGGUCGGUGCGGUGAAUGUAGCGGCGGGCUGCGUUCAGUCUGCGGGGCGCACAGCAGUGCCACCGAGAAGAGACGCACCAAGUCCCUUCCAACACCCCGAUCCCGCGGGAGUCCCGGACACCGCAAACAUGCUUUUCCUCGGGAUUGCUCUCUUCCUCUCAGGUGUGUUGCCAUCCUUGGCAACCAUCUUCCCCUUCCUUCCCCCACCGACUGACUGUGUUGAAGCUCACAAAGUGUGCUCAGCUGAACCCCAGUGUGAGGCGUUGUACCGUGGGUUGGAGCUCUGUGCAGCCGAGGCUGCGGUGUCCCCUCUCGGAGAGCAGGUGGCUGCAGAGUGUCUGGAGGGACAGGACGCUCUGCUGGCUAAACACCCGGCUCUCCUGGCCUGCAAGUGCCAGCGUGGAUUCCGCAAGGAGGAGCAGUGUCUGCGCAUCUACUGGAGGGUCCGUCUGAUGCCAGGUGAGGAUGAGUUGGAAAUGUCUCCCUAUGACGACACAAUGAUGGAUUCUCACAUGGCGUCCUUAGUGGCAGCCUCCUCCUACAUGCAGCUGGAUGGUGAGAACCAGUGCCUGAAGGCAGCACAGGACUGCGGCCUGUACGAGAAGUGUGGCGCCCUGCGGUCAGAGUACGUCCUGGCCUGCACCAAACGGGUUCCAUUGACCAGUCGGUGCAACCAGCACAAGUGCCACCGGGCCCUGCGCCGCUUCCUGGAGCGGGUGCCUGAGGAGUACAGCCUGGGGGUGCUGUUCUGCCCCUGCACCAACACACUGUGUGGGGAGAGGAGGAGGAAGACCAUCGUACCCUCCUGCUCGUACCAGGACAUGGACGGGCUGCAACCCAACUGCCUCCACCAGCAGAGCUUCUGCCGCCGAGACGACCUCUGCAGGUCCAGACUGGCUGAUUUCCUCAAUAACUGCCAGCCAUCUCCUCUGACGGCAAGCGGCUGUCUCAAAGACUCAGCGGGACUGUGCCUCCGAGCGUACGCCGGACUCAUCGGUACCGUCAUGACUCCCAACUACAUCAGCAACAGCUCUGCAGAAGUGUCUCUGUGGUGUAACUGUGAGGGCAGCGGCAACCAGUGGCAGGACUGUCUGAGGCUGCAACGCAUUUUCACACACAACCCCUGCCUGCGUAACUCUAUCAGUUGGAUGGGGAGCCCGGGCUCCCUGCCUGCAGACUUCACCCCCCCUCCAGCUCCCCGGCCCUCCCCGCUGGUUCAGGAGGAUGAGCUGCUGAACAACAACCACCUGCCUGAACACAACAACAUCGUGGUGGACCGUGAGGAAGAGGAGGAACUGACACAGAGAGAAGAGGAGGAGGGCGAUGAAGGUGGCCAGUUUGACGUUAUCCCACAGUACUCAGAGAGGGCCACCGUCUCCAACCUGGGCUCCACCGGGACAGGCGGGGCUGCAACCCUCACCACUGGCACCUCCAACGCCGUACUAAUGCUCCUCCUGCUCAUUUCUUCCUCCCUCAGUUGGGGGUAGGACAGAGGAUAUAGAGAACACACAUAUACACACACACGUACAUGCACACGCUCACAUAUGAUGGACCUUCCAACAACCCUGGACUGAUGGCUGUAAAUUGAUAGGAAACAUAGUGAAGACAUGGACUUCUCAUUCUGUCAGUAGCAUCCUCUUGAUUCCUCACUUCUGUUCUCUUUUUGUUCUUUUGAAAAUUGCACUUUGUUCAACGUGGUCUGACUGCAGCUGCCGUGGUGUAUUGAAGUCCUGUGAGCACAAGAGACCUAUCUGUGGUUGGUGUUCACAUGCUGCCAUCAACCAAUAAGCAUAAUGUAAAAAAAGAAGUUUAUUUGAGUGGCUAGCUCGGUUGUCAGUAACAAAAAACAUUAGCAGGCCAAGGUGUGUUAGCAAAAGAAAAAAUAUUGAGGGCAGCUGAAUAGAAAAUGCCAGCCUCCGAAUUUGAGUCAUCAGUAGUGAAAAUACAUUUCUGAUAGCAUAGACGUCUAUUUGCAGAAAAAAAACAAGUGUCCUCAAACUGUUGCCAAAAAUGACUGGCACAAAACAUAACCCUCACCCAACAUAUCAAAUACAGAAUAUUUACAUUAAGCCCGCAGAGUUAACGUCAGCUUUACCUUAUCAAGAGGCUACAAAUAUUUACCUAAAUAGAUAAAAAGUAAGAAGGCUACUUUUCCAUUUAUCUGUUGGCCGACAGUGUUAGCAGAGGAGGCAACGUUAGUCAUAUGAGAAAGAGAAUUAUCCCCAGUCAAUUCAACAGCCUUUCCUGUUCUUUCCAUCCUGCACUUCACUGUAAUACUGUACCAUGCUAAUGAAUUGCAUUAGGCUGCAAGCAUGUUGCGAACCAUUGUUAGCAUUAUGGGCUGUUAGCAUCACACAAACACUGCUUUUAUGAUGUUUCACACUGUUUGGGUCUUUAGUUUCAUUUGACUGUUCAUUAAUUGAUUUCAUAUAUCAAGUCAAUGUAACUGCUUAUUUCACCUGACUUUUAAUAACGAGCCCAUGCUGACUAGCUACAACUUUUCCGACAACAUAAUGAAACUGCUGGAUGUAAAGAAACAUCCUCCAAACCCUUAUAAUUGGC